Centruroides sculpturatus (bark scorpion) is the source of this 2006-nucleotide messenger RNA. RefSeq lists its product as uncharacterized. The coding region runs from base 666 to 1472 and encodes 268 amino acids. The transcript has a single exon. The record is from RefSeq and is a predicted model, not a curated record. NCBI's taxonomy places the organism in Eukaryota, Metazoa, Arthropoda, Arachnida, Scorpiones, Buthidae.
AUUCUGCACGACACUAUUGAUGGCUUUGUAGCAGAUGUCAUUUUGGUUGUGAAAAGCCAUUGCUAUCAUAUUCAUUGUCAUUUCUUUAUUCUUUCUUUCUUAUGUCACAGAAAAUGACUGAAAGGAAUCUUUAUGUACUUGGCUUGUGCAUUUGGUUAGGAUGUCAGAAUUUCUCUAUAUAGUUGUGUGGCGACCAAUUCCAAACUUUGUCCGAUCGCCACCAGAAGGAGUUCGGAGGUUUUAAAAGACCGAUUCGAACACGUGCCUUCAUCCUUUUGUUGACUCCUCAUCUAGAGUACGGACUCCUGUUCAAUUGUGCAACCUGAACUCUUUUGUUGGCGACUAAUUGCCACAUUGGUGACCCGGACGUGAUCCAACCUCAAUCCAAUUUUAUCUGGACAUUCACGCCAUUAAUUUCAACAAUUUUUGUUCCAUCUGCAUAAUUGGAUUCACCACAUAUUUUAUUUUGUGAUAUUUUUUGGAGCAACCACAUGGCCACAGAACAAAGGUUGAGUAACUUCCCACACCUACGCUAGGUAAGCGUAUCAUUUUUUUUUCUCGCUCAUCGGAACUCUCUCUACUCGUACACCCGGCUAUCGAACAAUUCAUGCAUUUCAUAUUUAACUGAUUUUUUUGUGCUCUCAUCCUUUGUUCUGGAAAUCACCAUGCCGCUCAGCGACCAGCCAGAAACAAUGGCCGUCAAUGUAACUCGAGUCGCUGUUAAGCCUCCGCCGUUUUGGAAGCCGAAUCCGACGUUAUGGUUCGCGCAACUCGAGGCACAAUUUGCCAUCUCUGGGAUAUCCGCAGACUCCACAAAAUUCAACCACGUGAUUUCAGCAAUCGAGUCCGAGGUGCUCAACUCAGUCAGCGACUUAAUCCUACACCCACCGGCCAGCGAAAAAUACGAGGCCCUCAAGAAACGCCUAAUUGAGCUACAGUCGGAAAGCCAAGAAUCAAAGAUUCUCACACUCCUGCAAGGCUUGGAGUUAGGAAACCAGCACCCGUCACAACUGUUAAAUCGUAUGCGUGCUCUCGCCGGCGAGGUGGUUGGGGAACCACUAUUAAAGUCCUUGUGGCUAUCAAGAUUACCAGCGAACACUCAAAGCAUUCUUGCCGCGCUAAGUGAGGACCUACCCCAACUAGCUACAAUAGCCGACAAAAUCUUGGACCUAACCAUCACGAAAAGUGUAAAUUCCACUUCGAGUCAACAGUUAGCGCACCUUUCCUUGUUAGAAUUUCAAAUUGAGCAGCUUACCAAUCAAGUAGCAGAAUUAGCAGCCAUAGUGCAUCGUGAGCGACCACGUGAGAUGAAUAAUCGUCCAACGUUCCACCCCCGAAAACGUAGCCAGUCCCGAGGCCGUUACCGCCGGUUCAAAGAACCGAUGAACAAUCAAUGCUUUUACCACACCAACUUCGGAGAGAGAGCCAGGAAAUGCACACCUCCCUGCUCUUUCCAGCAGUCGGGAAACUAGCAGAGCGGCCGUCUGGGGCCAACAGUUGCGACCGCUCGAUUGACUGAAUUUUUAUGGCCGACCCGUCUACAAACUUGAGUUUUUUUGGUCGACACUGGUGCGGAUGUUUCAGUGAUUCCUAAAUCUCUCUCACUGCAAGCAAAAACCCCUGGGAAGUUAGUUCUCUUUGCUGCCAAUGGCAUGAAAAUCCCAACUUAUGGCACCAAGCUGCUAACGCUGGAUUUUAACCUGCGAAGAAGCUUUCCAUGGCCUUUCAUCAUCACUGACGUCACUCAACCGAUUAUAGGCAAAGACUUUCUAACGCGCUUCGACCUAUUGGUGGACGCACGAAAAAACCGCCUCAUAGAUGCAGCCACGCAGCUGAAGUCUAGAGGCACGGAACGCCCCAAACCAACGACAAAUCUCACCAUCACCACCAUACACGGAGAUUCUGACUUCCAGCAAGUGCUGGCAGAAUUUCCCUUGAUCACGAAUCCCUCGUUAAUAACAACGAGAAGCGGCAAGGCUUUCGUUUUCCACCACAUUGAGACUACA